Messenger RNA from Soboliphyme baturini, 990 nucleotides. The record is from the annotation of a GenBank genome assembly. NCBI's taxonomy places the organism in Eukaryota, Metazoa, Nematoda, Enoplea, Dioctophymatida, Soboliphymatidae.
AUGGAGGAAACAGAGGAACACCGUUACAUGAAGCGGUUCGCCUUUUUCGCGGUGAUGGUCAGCACCGUCGCCGUCAUGGCGUCAGUGGUUACUCUGCCAAUUGUCUACAACUACGUACAAACAUUGCAAUCCCAUGUAGCAGACGAACUAGAAUACUGCAAGUCCAGAUCGAAGGUUAUGUGGAUGGAGCUGCUUCAAGUAAGCAGUGCCCCGUCUGUGUUAACUAGGCGUAAGCGAGAGUGGUUGUUUGGACAUUGGAUAGAUGCAAACGCCGGUGAAAGCAGUAACACUGAAAAUCUUCACGCAUCUGACGAAGAAGAUGGGGAGAUAGAAGAUGAAGAAGAAGAAACAUCUGAUUAUGCUCAGGACGUCCACGAAGAACCGGAAGAGGAAGAAUGUUGCCCCUGCUUUAAUGGACCAGUAGGGCCUCCCGGUCCUCCAGGAGACAACGGUAGGGACGGAAGAGACGGAAAAAGAGGAAGAAACGGCUCGCCAGGAAAUAGCGGCAAAAUUUUGUCUGUAGAAGAACAUCUUUAUGAACCAUGUCAAAUAUGUUUACCUGGAGAACCUGGACCUCCAGGUGCACCAGGACCCAAAGGACCGCCUGGUCCAAAAGGUGCUCCAGGCGCUCCUGGACUUGAUGGUAAAAGAGGAAAAACUGGCAUGGUUGGCGCUGAGGGUCCAGUGGGUCCACAUGGAGAUUGUGGUCCCAAAGGUCCAAGAGGCGAGGAUGGGAAACUAAUUGAGAUUGAAGGUCCACCGGGACCACCUGGCCCACCAGGAGAACCCGGGCCAAAGGGCACAAGAGGAAAACCCGGAAAAGAUGGAGCCCCAGGAAUCAAAGGUCUUCCAGGUGAACGCGGCAAUCCAGGGCCAACAGGACCACCAGGAAAACCGGGAAUUGUUGGCGUGCGCGGUCCAAAAGGACAGGCUGGACCUCCGGGAAGUUGCGAUCACUGCCCAACACCAAAAACGGCUCCUGGUUAUUGA